GUAUAUCCCGGGGCCGGAACUAGUCAUGGAGUGCUCAGUACGGAUAUAUAGGAAAGCUAAUACAAGCUAUGUCUGCGGUUAUACAUUAAACUCGAGAAACAAUCGCUGUUGAACCUCAUGGCUUCGCGAACACCCCCUCCAGGCCUCGCAGCACCUUCAAUUCCACAUAAGUUCCGCCGCUCAAGCCGCUCAAGCCUCUCGCCCAGUCCAAAUCUAUAUAGACAAGCGCUAGAUGCAUCUACGCCUGCGGAUGAAGGUUCGCCUACAGCCCGUCGAAACCCAAAGCACACGACAACAGAAAUGAUGACACCAACACGUCAGGCUAGUCCACCUACAACAUCUGUUCUGCAGCAACCUACCACCCCGCCCAAAAAUCGGCCUACCCUCACGAGAGAAGUCGCGUCUGCUCCGGAAUUCACUCGAAAAGCUAAUAUUGAGGGGUUCAACGACAGCCCGAUAACCAUGUCAGAGUGGUACAAGCCGACUCCGUGCGGCCGGCGCUCGUAUUCCCGUAAAUUCUACAUGGACAAACAUGUGCUUGAAUGCCCUUAUUGCAAGACGGCCUUGCAAGAGCAGGCUCGGGAGCAGCAUUCCACCCAACGCAUGUCGGUUCCAAGUGAAACAUUUGGUACCGAGAAAGACACCAACGAUAAGCAAGGAGCGGUUGACAUGUUGGAAGAAGAAGGAGAUUCGGGAUUGACGGAAAUCGGCGCAAGCGAUAGGAUACGCAACCUAGAAUGCGGCCCAAAGCAGCUGGCAACACCAGCAAAUGGACAGAGGUCACCCGACGAAAGCACAUCAACAAGCUCUCAGGAUGAAUCGGUGCCCGUGAAGAUAGCAGUCACCACGAAGCUAUCAGCCUCACCCAAGCCCAAGAAGUCCAAGACGCCGCUAGACCUCGAAGAUGAACCAAGCCCAGACGAGCAGACGAAAAAUCAGACGAGCAAUCUUCCUAAGGAUGCAACUGGAGUUCAGAGAAGGCUACGGGAAGCCUUUGAGAGUACCCUUACGCCGAAGGACAGAGAGGGGUAUGUGUACAUAUUCCGUGAUCCUACACGUCCCGAUCUCCGAAAGAUUGGGAGAUCCUUUAGCCCAGAGAGCCGUUUGAAACAGGUAGAAUAUAAGUGUGGGCUUAAGUUAGUUUUGGUUCACGACAGGAGAGUGGGAUAUUACACGCGAACCGAACGACUCAUCCACGCCGAGCUGACGGAUCUGUGCCACCCUUAUACCUGCAAAACAUGUGGUGCAAAACACGGAGAAUGGUUUCAAUUGGAUGACCAUACUUCUAGGGCGUCAGUGGAUAAAUGGGUCAACUUCAUGCGCGUGGAGAGCCCUUACGACCUGGUAUCGAAAGAACUCCACCUGUUUUGGAGACACUGGGUGGCAAAGAGAGAACCUCUCUUUACGGAAGGAUUCGACGUGAAGAAUCUCCGGAAAACUUGGGCUCACAUCUUGUCACCAUCUUCGUUGGACCGCUUGAACUACCAGAUUGAGAACCUUUCGGCCCAUUCUGUAUGGGGAACGCUGUGGAAGUUCUCUUGGCAGGUGAAUGCUGUGCUUGCAUGGACGACAGCAUUCGUUGUUUUCCAGCAUCCUUCUACUUUCGUGGCUAUGUUUGUUUCCAUCUCUUGCACUUUUAUGAGAAUGUCUCAAGAUCUGCAACAAGUACGACAAUCUUCCCCGAGCCCGCAGAAUACUAGUACGACUCAACAAAAGGGCCCACGUCCUCGUACACCACAACAAAAACAUCCGUGAGCUAGAGCUUUGUAGCGGGCGCCCGUCCCUCAGUCGUAUACAGAAGCGCAUACGACGAUCUUGCUGCUAGUGAUGUACAUGAUCGGUUUCUUUGUGGCAGGACAUCUGUUUGAGCUGUUGCCAGUCUGUAAUUGUACUUUGAG
Messenger RNA from Cucurbitaria berberidis CBS 394.84, 1898 nucleotides. RefSeq lists its product as uncharacterized. NCBI's taxonomy places the organism in Eukaryota, Fungi, Ascomycota, Dothideomycetes, Pleosporales, Cucurbitariaceae. The record is from RefSeq and is a predicted model, not a curated record. The transcript has a single exon. The coding region runs from base 118 to 1755 and encodes 545 amino acids.